Lynx canadensis (Canada lynx) is the source of this 1830-nucleotide messenger RNA. RefSeq names its product solute carrier family 6 member 18 (gene SLC6A18). The transcript has 12 exons. Bases 1 to 1830 code for a protein of 609 amino acids. Gene Ontology annotation, biological process: sodium ion transmembrane transport. The record is from RefSeq and is a predicted model, not a curated record. Gene Ontology annotation, cellular component: plasma membrane. NCBI's taxonomy places the organism in Eukaryota, Metazoa, Chordata, Mammalia, Carnivora, Felidae.
AUGGCGUGCACCCUGGGCCCAGACCCACGCGGGGCCGGCGGCGGGCACGAGAGGCCCAGCUGGGACAACAGGCUGCAGUACCUCCUGAGUUGCAUCGGCUUUGCCGUGGGCCUGGGCAACAUCUGGAGGUUCCCGUACCUGUGCCAGACGUACGGGGGAGGGGCCUUCCUCAUCCCCUACUUCGUCGCCCUGGUCCUCGAGGGAAUCCCACUCUUCCACAUCGAGCUGGCCGUCGGCCAGCACCUGCGGACAGGCAGCGUCGGGGUGUGGAAGGCCGUGUCGCCCUACCUGGGCGGAGUGGGGCUGGGCUGCCUCACCGUGUGCUUUCUGGUCAGCCUGUACUACAACAUCGUCCUGACGUGGGUGCUGUGGUAUUUCCUCAACUCCUUCCAGAACCCGCUCCCCUGGGGCUCGUGCCCGCUGGACCUCAACCGCACAGGGUUCGAGGCAGAGUGCCAGGCCAGCAGCCCCGUGAGCUACUUCUGGUACCGGCAGACGCUGAACGUCACGGCCGACAUCAGCGACAGCGGCUCCAUCCAGUGGCGGCUGCUGGCCUGCUUGGCCGCGUCCUGGGCCGUCGUGUACCUGUGUGUCAUCAGAGGCAUCGAAUCCACGGGGAAGGUAAUUUAUUUCACAGCCCUGUUCCCUUACCUGGUCCUGACAAUCUUCCUUAUCAGAGGACUCAGCCUGCCCGGGGCGGUCAAAGGGUUAACGUACCUGUUCACGCCAGAUGUGCGGAUUCUCCUGAGCCCCCGCGUGUGGCUGGAUGCAGCCACACAGAUAUUCUUUUCCCUGUCCCUGGCCUUCGGAGGACACAUCGCUUUUGCGAGUUACAACCCGCACAGGAACAACUGUGAGAAGGACGCAGUGAUCAUCUCCCUGGUCAACAGCCUGACCUCCCUCUACUCGUCCAUUGCUAUGUUUUCCGUUCUGGGAUUCAAGGCGGCCAAUGACCAUGGGCGUUGCCUGGACAGAAACAUCCUCCGGCUCAUCAACGCGUUCGAGCUCCCGGACCAGAGCGUCAACAGGGACGACUAUGCUGCCGUCCUCACGCACCUGAACGCCACCCAGCCCGAGACGGUGGCCCAGCUCUGCCUGGAGACCUGCCGCCUGGAAGACUUUCUGGACAAGAGCGCCUCCGGCACGGGGCUGGCCUUCAUCAUCUUCACGGAAGCCAUCCUCCACAUGCCGGGGGCCCCCGCCUGGGCCGUGCUCUUCUUUGGGAUGCUGUUCACCUUGGGCCUGUCGUCCAUGUUCGGGAACAUGGAGGGCAUCAUUACGCCGCUCCUGGACAUGGGGGUCACGCACAGAUUCAUCCCCAAGGAGGUCCUGACCGGGCUGGCCUGCCUGGUCUGCUUCCUCUUGGCGAUCUGCUUCACGCUGCAGUCGGGAAACUACUGGCUGGAGAUUUUCGACAACUAUGCUGCGCCUCUGAACCUCAUGGUCUUUGCGUUCUUUGAAGUGGUCGGGGUGGCUUACGUUUACGGGGUGCAGCGGUUCAGCGAUGACGUAGAGAGCAUGACGGGGAGGCGGCCCGGCCUCUACUGGCAGGUGACCUGGAAGGUUGUCAGCCCGCUGCUACUGCUCACCAUCUUUGUGGCCUACGUUGUCACCCUGGCCCGGACGCCGCUCAGCUACAAGGCCUGGGACACCCAAUACGUGCGGUUCCCGUCGCGGCAGAAGAAGUCCUACCCGGGCUGGGUGCAGGCCGCCUGUGUCCUCCUGUGCUUCCUGCCUAUACUGUGGGUCCCGGCCGUGGCACUGGCCCAGCUGCUCGCUGCACACAGACGGAAGAAGGAUACCGGGCGGGACAGGUGCCCGAAGCUGUAG